Molecule: messenger RNA, 3111 nt
Organism: Trichobilharzia szidati
Lineage: Eukaryota; Metazoa; Platyhelminthes; Trematoda; Strigeidida; Schistosomatidae
Source: the annotation of a GenBank genome assembly
AUGGAUCAAACAAUUAACACUACCGAGAAUUCUUCCAUUAGUGAGUCUCGAAGGCAAACAUUGUUGCAGAAUGUGUGUUUGGAACUUGUUUAUCUUCUUAAAGAUCAAGAUGUUAAUGGCUAUUUUCUCUAUCCAUUGCCACACUCCAGAUAUUCUGAAUCUUCAUCGCAUUCACUUGGAUUAUUAGAUGUUGAAAAACAAGUCUAUAAGAGAUAUUACAAGAGUUUGUCGGAGUUUCAGGAAGACAUUAUUGGCUUACUCACAGGUGCUGUUCGAUAUUAUCAGGUUGAAUCAAUGGCAUAUAAUGAAGCACAGCGACUAUUAAAUCUGAGCAAUGAUUGGUUUAAUUCAUUGCCUCCAGAAUAUGUUAUUAACUUAAGUCAUCCAGAUGACAAUUCAACGUUGGUUGAAAAAGAUGCACAGACUGAAAGACCCGAUAAUACUGGUGAUAAUGGCCUUAUACCUAAAGAAACCUACUUGAAAAUUUUAAAUCCAGAUAAUAGUGGUAUUAUCAACAAAACAGAGCGGGUUCAAAGUAUUGGAGAUGAGGCAGGUCACUUGUACUCAGGUUCCUUUUUACUACCCACUGGUGGCUAUCGAGAAGAUCGACGCAAUAAAGUCAUACCAUACACAUAUUUGGACUAUGGUCCUUAUUACUCAUUCGCUCCUAUCUACGACAGCGGGGCUUCUCAUUGUACUCCCGAGUCGAACCAGUUGUUACUAGGGACAACUUGGCUUCCAGCUCGUACUCCAUUUAUGCUCGGCAAACGUUCAUUGGAUGGUUUUGAUUCAAACAGUGGUUUGUGUAACAUUGAAAUCACAGAUGAAACAAUAUCUACCGUUUUGGAAAUGGGGGAUCAGCAGUUAGCUGUUUCCCUGGCAGUUGCAGAAAGUGAACAGCGUACAGCUGAACAAAUGUCAUCUGAAUUAGAGGAUAUUAUUCCCGGCCCAGAUGUACCUGAUGAAUUUGUGUUUAGCAUGUGUUUGGCCAAUACAUUUACUCGUGAUCUUAUUAAAAAGGAAGAAGAACGUUGUGAUAUGGAUUCAAAUGACUCGUGUAAUGAAUUCAAAGAGUCGAAGACACUAACCAAUGGAGAAACUUCAGAGGACUGUGUAGGAUCUUCAGUUGCCAGCUGUGAUUUGGAUUCCAUUUCUCAUCAUAAUUUGGCAGAUUCAAACAUUAGUACGUAUUCUGGAGAUCAAAGUUAGUUGGUUUCAUGAUAGUUACAUAUAACUUUGUUUUUUUUAAGUUUUCACCUUUCCAACAUUUCAUGAAGUUAGUUAGUUAUUUGUUGUGAAGAAAUUUAACCGACAUUUUUGUCGGUUCCACUUUGUUUGACCUUUUUCUGAGUUCCUGGAAGGAAUCAUUAACUGUACUGCAAUCAGUGCAUUUGAUAGUUAUAUAUAGAAUUAUAGACUUGUUGUUUGGUGCUACAUUGCUGUGGUCAGCAUUUUAUUUACAAGUUUCCCUUGUGAUUGGACACUAGUAACUAGUGUAAUAUGUGUGUCUAGUCCUUUGUUUGGUGCAGGCUGAAUUCUAUCAGUCAAGUUUGCAAUGUGGCCACCAUUCUAGUUGACUUGCCAUCACGGUACACUUUGAAUUGUUGAUAUUAGAUGGUUAGAGGCAAUCGGUAGGAAGCCUUGGACCUAGGUUUCAUACUAGUUGGCACUCGUCAGCAAGUGAUGUGGUUUCAAAUCUCAGUAGGGACAUGAAUUCCUUCAGGGUUGCAGAUACGCCUUGCUGACUAGUGAGUGCCAACUAACACUAAACCUAUGUCCAAGACUUCCUGCCGAUUGCCUCCAACCAUCUAAUAACAAGUGUCCCUAUAUGUGUACUUCUCACUGGGUGCCCAAUUAGUUUGAAACUAUUUGUUCAAAUCUUGACCACAGUUCAUCAUAUGAAGUGUUCCAAGUCGAUUACAUAAUGUUGUGUGUGAGGAUAACUCAUUUAGAUGUACAGUUUUUGACUUGUACAGGUCUCUCUUUUCCACUUGUCCAAUAAUUCUUAAUUUUGUAAAAUGAUGAUAUAAUGAUAGUGCAAAUUUUUUGUUUUGCUUUUUAUUAAUAGAUAACAUUAAUGAUAUGAGUCAGUUGGAAACAGAAUUAAUAAAAUCUAGUGAAGACUUAAAUGCACUUUACUGUGCACAAUAUUUAAGACUUAGUGAUACAUCUCAAGCUGCAAAUCAUGGUUCAACAAUACAACCAAAUUCAAAAGAAUUAUCCAUUGCACAUAGAUUAACAGAAAGAUUAAUUAAACUAACAAAAUGUGCUCGUCCUCAAGACCUUAUUCAAUUACAUUCAGUAAGAAAAGCAAUGGGUUUAAAUCCUGAUGAUUAUUUCCUACCCGAAGAUUUUAAUUCAACGGAUAACUUAGUUGUUGGUGCUGAAUAAAUUGACUGUUGAAAUGUCGCGAAGUCUUAAUUUUUUGUAUAAUGUAUAUACUCUUUUAUUCUGAAGCUUGUGUUACAUUCCUGUUGUGUACUACUAUUAAGGUUAGCGAGGCUGUCUAUCAGAGUAGAAGCAAUACUUAAAUGUAAAUAAGUAGUGUACUGAUAAGACUAUUGUCCGUCCACAUUUUUGUUUCUUUACCAAAUUUUACUUAUAGUUUUUUUUACACAUUAUGUAUUAUACAUGCUUUUAGCACACCUCAUAUCUUAUCAAUACGAUGUUUUCUAAUAUAUGUAAAUUAUUAUUCAGUUUCUUUUUCUAUGCAUAAAUACAAUUAUAGUUACAUAUUAUAUUUUUUGAUAAGCAUUUACGGCAUGAAAGUUAAGUUCAUGUAACCAUUAUCGUUUAAAGAGAAGAAAAAGGAUUACCAGUGAUUCUCAUUCUACUGAAGUUGAUGUUUUGAGGCACUAACUAAUCCAUGAUGUGAUGAAUUGAAACUUAUUUUGAUUAUUCUUGAAAUCGUUACUAUUUUUUUCCUGAUGUCUGAUGACGACAAGACAUAGUAGAUGGUGACGUCAAGCGAAACGAAAGUAAAUUUAUGGUAUCUAUGACCUUGGGGUUUUGAGCUUGUCUAGGCCUUACAGCGCCCUUGCUAGGCUGUCCUGCUUAAAACCCUAAAAUCCUAUAGUAAACACAGCAUAAGCUAUAUAGACGAUAUGAGCA